AUGAUAUCAACUUAUAUUCAAAAUAAUCCAUUGUUAUCACUAGCUGAAGCUCGACAAUAUUCAAAUCAACUCAUAUUUGAAUACAAUUCUUCACAUGAUGAUACUAUUGAUAUUUCACCUCAAACAAUAGCAAAGCUAUACUACGAGAUCAGGCCUAAAAUCAAACUAAGCGAAAAUGAAUUAAUUAAGAAGUUAUUAGAAAAGUAUAACAGCACAGAUUAUUAUAUAACCCAAUAUUACUCAAGUUCAGAUGAUACUAACUAUUAUUUCUUCGGGUUGCCAGCUUUUAUAAAAAGAGCUAAAACUUGCAACCAUCUUUUCAUAGAUGGAACAUUUCGUAUCGUUCCAAUUAAGUUAGCAAAUGGGCAGCUCUUAAAUCUUUUAGUAUACGAUGAAGCUACAAAUUUAUAUUUACCUUUCCUUCAUGUACUAAUGACAGGAAGAUCAUCACUUAACUAUGAUACAGUUUUUAAUUUAAUGAUCACAUGUCCUCUUAUUAGUAUAUCAUUGGGAAAAUAUAAAAUCAUUACAUCAGAUUUUGAGAAUGCAUUAAUGAAAUCAAUCAAAUCUAAAGUCAAUGAUGAAACUACAGUCACUGGUUGUAUAUUUCAUUAUAUAGCAGCUCUUGUUAAAAAUUUCAAAAAGUUAUGUGAUGAAAACGAUGUUUGCGCAAAAUCACUUUUAAAACUAUUAUGUGCAUGUCCUUUUGUUCCAAUAGAAGUUUUUGAAAUAAUUUGCAAAAAAUUAGAUGCGAUUAAAGAAAUAAAUGAUUUUGCAAAAUAUUUCUUAAAUACAUGGGGUAAAAAGUAUGAUGUAAUUAACAAGCUGAAAGUAUCUGAUAUGAUCUUUUCCAAUAAUGGAGUUGAGUCAUUUAACAAAGUGUUAAACUCUCAUAUUGCAUUCCCACAUCCAACUAUUUAUCAUAUGAUUUACAUCCUAUUGAAAGUUGAUAAGGUAUAUUUUCAUCGAUAUGCAAGGCAGCAAAAUGACAAUUUUGAUCAUAAAAAAUCGUAUUUUAUACCAUUGACAAGAAUUCAACAAGAGUUAGAUGUAUUCACAUCUAAUUUUGGAUUAGAACGUGCAGAAAUACCAAGUGAAAUAAUCAAAAAACAUAAAAAAUCAUUUCGAUUUGGAGAGGCCGAUUAUCGAGAUAUAGAAAUUGAAAAAUAUCUGAAUAAAAAUGAUGAGCAGUUUUCAAAUUCUGUUACAAUUAAAUUAGAAGAAUCCGAUGAUAUAAAUAUCAAUGAAUUCGAAAUUACAGAAGAUGAUAUUUUUGGAAAUGAGAUUAAUUAA
Trichomonas vaginalis G3 is the source of this 1293-nucleotide messenger RNA. RefSeq lists its product as uncharacterized. Lineage: Eukaryota; Parabasalia; Trichomonadida; Trichomonadidae. The coding region runs from base 1 to 1293 and encodes 430 amino acids. The transcript has a single exon. The record is from RefSeq and is a predicted model, not a curated record.